GACAUGUCUGUGGUGACGGGCAGCAGCGAGGCAGCCGGCGGGGCCGGCGGCGGAGGCGCGCGGGUCUUCUUCCAGAGCCCCCGGGGCGGCGCUGGCGGCAGCCCCGGCUCUAGCCGCGGCGCGGACUCCUCCCGGGAGGGCUCGGCGCCGGUGGCUCCGGCAGCCGGCGGCGGGCAGCCCCAGCAGCAGCAGCGGCGCCACCAGCAGGGAAAAGUGACGGUGAAAUACGAUCGGAAGGAACUGAGGAGGCGACUGGUGCUGGAGGAGUGGAUCGUGGAGCAGCUGGGUCAGCUGUACGGCUGCGAGGAAGAAGAAAUGCCUGAUGUGGAAAUUGACAUUGACGAUCUGCUUGACGCAGACAGUGAUGAAGACAGAGCGUUAAAAUUACAGGAAGCCCUUGUAGACUGCUACAAACCAACAGAGGAAUUUAUCAAAGAGCUGCUGUCUCGGAUCAGAGGCAUGAGGAAACUGAGCCCUCCGCAGAAGAAGAGUAUAUGA
This is a messenger RNA of Orycteropus afer afer, 498 nucleotides long. RefSeq names its product protein phosphatase 1 regulatory inhibitor subunit 14C (gene PPP1R14C). Lineage: Eukaryota; Metazoa; Chordata; Mammalia; Tubulidentata; Orycteropodidae. Gene Ontology annotation, cellular component: cytoplasm. Gene Ontology annotation, biological process: regulation of phosphorylation. Gene Ontology annotation, molecular function: protein serine/threonine phosphatase inhibitor activity. The record is from RefSeq and is a predicted model, not a curated record.